CCUCCCUGAUGCAAGCCGAGCCGCCCGCGUAGCUUCCUGUACCGAGCCGAGCCGCGUCUGCCCAAGCCGAGCCGGUCCUGUCUUCUUCCAGCCGAGCCGCCAGGACUAAAUUGGCUCCAUCCACCUAUAUUUUGGGACGUCUUGGACCAAGAAUUUACUGCAGCGCGGGAUUUCUUCAGUAGGGGCUCGAGCACUGCAACCUCCUUCUAGGCUAGGACUUCGUCGCUUGGAAAGCGUACUGCCUCGCGGUUAGGACUCGACAAGUAGAUCUCCAGGUAAGAGAUUCUACUACUAGUUUCAUGUUUGAAGUAUGAGACUGUGUAUGCCCUAUGUUGCAUAUUGAGAAAUUGACAGUAUGAUGCCUGAAAUAAAUGUUAGUAUGAUGCAAAUGACGAUAUAGUUGUGCUAUAGCCUGUUAUGUGUGGCAAGAUCUAUUUUUGGUUACGACGAAUGUCGGGACGGAGAGUGUAGAAAUGAUUUAUGUGACAUGUUAUAUGCUGAUGCCAUGUGUAUGUAUACUGCAAUUAGAGUACCUGUUAGCUCGAUUCUGUUAGAGUCGUACCUGCAUGGGUGUCCUUCGGGAUCACCACCUUCUGAGGACUGUGUGGUCCGACGGGACGCCAGUCUAGCAUGAUAUAGACAUGACUCGAGUGACUCGACGGGGUCCUCGCAUCCCGAUUGUCCUAGGUGUCCCCGGGCACCGAAGACCAGAGCUACGUUCCUACGGGAGCGCAUGAUUGCACGUGUUCGGGAACGUGCCAGAGAUUGGGUACCAGUUAUCAGGACUCUAACAGGAAGUUAACAGGCACCUAGUGGGACUAGUAGUGGGUCCCUUACUGAGUAUUUUUAUACUCAUUCUCUCCACUUUAUGUUUUCAGGUAGAGGACGAGGCAAGGGCAAGGGCAAGCUGGCGAGCGACCCGAAGUGAGACCGAGGAGGGCCAUAGGGACUACCGCUUCCGCUUAUUUCUUAUUUCAGAUUUUAGCAUUUGAGUUUGAGUACUUUUAUUUUCCACUAUCUUUUAUGUAGAUAGGGCCCGAGUAGGAUUUCAGAACGUUUUUACAUUUUUGCAUGACUACCUUAUUUAUGUUCUUAUAAAUGAAUUUCUUGAACCAUAUGCUUUUUAAUAAAUUUUUAGACUUAAACCACUUGUUCUAUACUUAGUGAUGACUUCGAUUCAGCAUAAGGAGUUGGGUCGUUACAGUUGGUAUCAGAGCACAGUGUUUUAGGUUCUGUAGACUGACCUACGAUGUAAGUCACUUUUGUUUUUGGUUUUUACUUCACCCUAUGGCUAUACGGUCCUUCGGCACUCGCCAGGUAUGUCUAAAGCCUUGCUAAUGUUAAGAUUACAAUUUUGCCUGAAUAGUCUAAGACCUAGAUAUAGGGUGUUAAGUUCUUGUGGUGAAAAGUUUGUUGGUGAAUUUUAGGGAGAAUGCCGCCACGUAGAGGUACACGCCGAGGAGGUGGUAGGGGAGGCAGAGGAGCCGGUCGUGGCCAGCCGGAGGCGCCACCUGUUGCACCGGCAGUCGACCCAAACGCACCGGUCACCCAGGCGGACCUCGCCGCAAUGGAGCAGCGUUAUCAGGACAUGCUGCAAGCUGCUUUGGCGCCUUUCCUUGCCGCCCAGCAGAACCAGGCCGCCCCUGUUCAGGCCGAGGCCGCCCCUGCUCAGGCCCAGGCCGCCCCUGUUCAGGCUCAGGCCGUCGCUCCUCCAGCCCCUGAGGAAGCUCAACCAGUACCAGUUCAACUGUCGGCCGAGGCGAAACACUUACGGGAUUUCAGGAAGUAUAAUCCCAAGACCUUUGACGGAUCCAUGGACAACCCCACAAAGGCCCAAAUGUGGUUGACGUCCAUAGAGACUAUUUUCCGGUACAUGAAGUGCCCAGAAGACCAGAAGGUGCAGUGUGCCGUCUUCUUCUUGGAGGACAGGGGCACCGCCUGGUGGGAGACCGCGGAGAGAAUGCUAGGGGGCGAUGUAAGCAAAAUAACAUGGGAGCAGUUCAAGGAGAACUUCUAUGCUAAGUUUUUCUCCGCCAAUGUGAAGCACGCCAAGCUGCAAGAGUUCCUAAAUUUGGAGCAAGGCGACAUGACGGUGGAGCAGUACGACGCCGAGUUUGAUAUGCUGUCCCGCUUUGCUCCCGAUAUGGUAAGAGAUGAGGCUGCCAGGACGGAGAAAUUCGUUAGAGGACUCAGGCUAGACCUUCAGGGCAUUGUCAGAGCCCUCCGCCCAGCCACGCAUGCUGAUGCACUACGUAUAGCACUGGAUUUGAGCCUGCCUGAGAGAGCCGAGGCGUCUAAGGCUGCCGGCAGAGGGUCAGCCUUGGGGCAGAAGAGGAAGGUUGAGACGCAGCCUGACGUAGCACCGCAGCGGACACUGAGGUCAGGAGGUGUCUUCCAGAGGCACCGACGGGAGCUUGCAGCAGCCGGGAGGACUCUGAGAGAGCUACCCGCUUGUACUACCUGCGGGAGAGUCCACGGAGGUCGUUGCUUGGCUGGGAGUGGAGUCUGCUUCAGGUGCAGACAGCCGGGGCACACUGCUGAUAUGUGUCCUCGGAAACCCUUCGAGACGACACCGCCCCAGCCUUCUGCGGCCCAGCAGGGGAGAGUUUUCGCCACUACCCGGCAGGAGGCCGAGCGAGCUGGCACUGUGGUGACAGGUAGAGGACGAGGCAAGGGCAAGGGCAAGCUGGCGAGCGACCCGAAGUGAGACCGAGGAGGGCCAUAGGGACUACCGCUUCCGCUUAUUUCUUAUUUCAGAUUUUAGCAUUUGAGUUUGAGUACUUUUAUUUUCCACUAUCUUUUAUGUAGAUAGGGCCCGAGUAGGAUUUCAGAACGUUUUUACAUUUUUGCAUGACUACCUUAUUUAUGUUCUUAUAAAUGAAUUUCUUGAACCAUAUGCUUUUUAAUAAAUUUUUAGACUUAAACCACUUGUUCUAUACUUAGUGAUGACUUCGAUUCAGCAUAAGGAGUUGGGUCGUU
This is a messenger RNA of Cucumis melo (muskmelon), 2979 nucleotides long. RefSeq lists its product as uncharacterized. The record is from RefSeq and is a predicted model, not a curated record. The transcript has 4 exons. Bases 1433 to 2707 code for a protein of 424 amino acids. NCBI's taxonomy places the organism in Eukaryota, Viridiplantae, Streptophyta, Magnoliopsida, Cucurbitales, Cucurbitaceae. Gene Ontology annotation, molecular function: nucleic acid binding; zinc ion binding.